AAAGGUUAUUUAAAAGGUUAAAUCAAGGUCAUCUAUAUAUUACUUGAAUAAUCCUCCUAAAUAAUAACUGAGAGUUAAUUUAGGUCAAUGUUUUUGUUUUUAAUAACUGUAUACUUUUGAAUCAGCUAUAUUAUAGCAUACGGAAUUAUAGUAAGAAGUGUUAAUACAAUGUUAUUACAUGUGACAACACAUCAUAUUAAAGCUUAAAAUAGUUUUGAUGGAGUAGUCAAUGCACAUAUUUAGGUAGCUUUAAAAACAAUUACAGAGAUGAUAAAGAACUCCUUAUUGUUUUUGGUAAAUUGUUUAUUUUGCAGAUUUCAAUUUAUAGUAUUGGAAAACAAGGGUGAUAAUUAUUCAAUGACAUCAGCAAAUUAUUUGUAUCCUAAAGAAACAUCUUUUGAAAAACUUGACAACAAUUUUCUUAAUUGUUAUUUUAAAGAUUCUAUUUUUAAUACAAGUUACAUAAGGUGUCCAAAUGGCUCGUUUUGUUUGGCAUAUGCUUUAUUUUCCUAUUCUUAUGGAAAAUGGGUUGUUAACAUUUUAAAGCAAGGAUGUUUUUAUGAAAAUGUAAACUUAGAUAAAUGUUCAAAUAACCAGUGUGCUAUAUAUGAAAAUGAAGAAAGUAAGUUUUGUUGUUGUUCUGGCUCAUUGUGCAACAUGCCGGUGUUGUUACCUAAUAAAAACUUUUCCGUAUCAGCAAAAUAUUCAGGUUCAUCAUUACAUGGUGUUGCUCAAGUCAUCAGCAUCGACAAGGAUUCAAAUUCAGUUAGCCUGUUGCUUGUGCUUGUUUCAGUUAUGGCAUCUGUUUUUGUUAUUGCUGUAGUAAUUUAUAAUUGGAAAUUUUCAAGUAAGCCUGUUUCAAAUAAAAAGAAAUUUAUGGAUAAUAAUCUUCAAAAUCAACAGGUUCAAACAAUCAAUGAAGAAUUAUCAAACCUUGAUGAUUAUAUUCACGGUUAUAUAGUUCAUAAUGGUAAUCAUACAACUGUUCGUUUGGCCACAUACAAAGGUAGUACAGUGGUUGUUAAAGUCUAUCCUCCACGAUUUACUGCACAGUUGGUUAAUGAGAACGAAAUUUACUGCUUACUUCCAAGACAUUCAAAUAUUUCAAAUCUAAUUAGAACUAGUUUUGUUCAAAAUGGCUAUCUUCUCCUAACAUUUUACCCACAAGGUUCAUUGUUUAACUAUCUUCGCAGUAAUACACUAACAUGGAACCAGCUCUUUGUUAUGAUUACUUCAAUAUCAAAUGGAUUGUCAUUUUUGCACAAUGAGUUUAUUUCAGAUAAAUCUCAACCAGUUCGGCCAACUCGACCAGUUCUACCUGACCGACCUGUUAUUGUUCAUCAGGACUUAAAUAGUAGAAAUAUUUUGUUGAAAGAUAAUGGUGAGUGUGUACUUGCUGAUUUUAAAUUUUCACUCAGGUUAGGGAAAUCAAAACACGGAGAAAACUUUUCAUUGAUAGGCUCAGCAGUCUAUGCUGCACCAGAAGUUUUGUUGCAGUCAUUCAUACCACGAAAUUGGAGUGAUUCUUUAAAAAAAGUGGAUAUUUAUGCAUUGGCUAUGGUUAUGUGGGAAUUAUGUAAACGCUGUCCUACCUUCUAUAAACUAGAAGCAGUUGUUGCAGAAAGCACUUUACCUUAUCUUGAAGAACUUGGUAUUCAUCCAUGUAUUCAAAAACUCAGAAACUUUGUAUGCGUAGACAACAAAAGACCGGCAUUUCCAAUUGAAUGGAAUUAUUGUGAUCCUAUUGUUGAAAUGCUAAAGACAACUAUUACACAAUGUUGGGAUCGAAAUCCUUCGGUUAGAUUAUCUUCUUCGUGCAUAUUGAACCGAGUUAAAUAUUUUCAUGAGAAAAAACUUAAAGAAUGUCAUCUAUCGUAUAACUCUACCAAUAAGCAAAAUAUUCCUGAGUUUUUUGACGUUAGCUAAAAGUUGAAGCAUUUAGUUGAUGCGACUUGUGUUUUACGUUUCCAAACCUUUACAAAAUAAUCCUUGAUUUUAAAAGAUUACCUUUUAAAACCGCCCGCGUUGUAUUUAAAAAUGUUCCGUUAUAAAUAUUUAGUAAAUAGUAAAUAACUUUUUAUAGAUAAAAAACAAAAUAUAUGUAAAAAUUAUAAAUAAAAC
This is a messenger RNA of Hydra vulgaris (swiftwater hydra), 2121 nucleotides long. RefSeq names its product bone morphogenetic protein receptor type-2. Gene Ontology annotation, biological process: BMP signaling pathway; cellular response to growth factor stimulus; protein phosphorylation. Gene Ontology annotation, molecular function: transforming growth factor beta receptor activity; ATP binding. Lineage: Eukaryota; Metazoa; Cnidaria; Hydrozoa; Anthoathecata; Hydridae. Gene Ontology annotation, cellular component: signaling receptor complex; plasma membrane. The record is from RefSeq and is a predicted model, not a curated record.